AUGACUUCUACUGCAACGCCGCAGAACUCGACACAGGCGACAAACACUGCAGCACCCUCUUAUGCGUCCGCUGCCAGUGCGUCGAAGAAGCCUGCUGCCGGCCCGAACACCCUAGUUGCUUCGGGCUCCCAUCCUGCCCCUGUCGUGGUCGGUUCCUCCGCCACCUCCAACGCGAAGCCUGCUUCGGCCUCCCCAGCGAACGGCAGGCCCACCAUUCCUCCAGCCGUCCCUGUGGUUCACGGUUCGUCCGCCGUGAACGGUGGCGCCGCUGACCACGCCCGGAAGCCCUCCGUCACCAUUAGCGCUAAUGGUCCCCCGUCCUACGGCGCAAACGGCGGUCCUGUAGGCGGUCCCAAGAACAUCCAGUUCGGCUUCCGCGACUCUCCAGUCGUGUCCCACAGCACUCCUCAGCUCGGUGCUUCUUCCCCCAUCCCCAUUCCCGGUGGCGGUAACCCCAGGGUGGCCUCUCCCGCUCAAUCACCUUCGCCCAUCCCCCAACCGGCUGCGAGCGGCGGUCGACCUCCUGCGGGUCUUCAGUCUGGAGACGUCAAGCCUAGCUUUGGCAGCUUCAAUAACGAUCCUGAGCGCCACAUGAGAGCGUCUAUUCCCCCUAAUAACCCGGCUCUUCACAACCAACCCCUGCACACGCGGCAGGGCUCUAAUAUCUCCAUGGCGAGCACCGGCGACAUGGGCAAUCAGGGUAUGCCCGGUCCCAACCGUGGCGGCUACCACCACGGCGGACGUGGCCGAGGAUUCAACCCCAACAAUCCUCCUUACAACCCCCAGGCAGGCUACCCUCCCCCGAACUCGUACCGAAACGGUCACGGCCAGGGCCGCAACUCGAUGCCGCCCGCUUUCCAACCACAGCCACCUCCGCGAGGCUACGCGAACAGCCCCCAGCCGACUCGAGGCAGUCCUGCGCUUAUGCCUUCUAACCCCAACACGCCUAACAUGGCACCCGCGAUGCCUGUUCAAACUCCUCCUCAAUUCUACGCUCCUCCUAUGGGCGGCCAACCUGUACAUAACCCUCCUCCCCCUAUUUCCUAUGCGUCUUCCUCUAUUUCCUUUGUAUCUUCUUCUUCCUCUACGCACUCUCAGACGCGGGGCGCCAGAAAGUAUGCCAAGUCCUUCGACUGGGACAAGCGACCCGAGACCGAGUCUUCUUGGAGGGGCAGUCCCCCAGGCAGUCCCCCGCAUGCCAAGCGGUUCCAGCGCUCAAGUAAGCGCGGCGGUAAUAGUUAUUCGCGCUCGGCUGUCUACCCUGAUCUGUACCGUCCGCCUCCUGUUGCAUAUCGACGCAACAACGGCGUAGACUCGCGUUACGUCUCGGAACAGCUGCCUCAGCAGAAGCAGCAACAGAAGCAGCAGUACCAGUAUCAGCGGCAGCAACCUCAUCCGGCUCAAGUGCCGCGCGGCCAGCAAAUCCUGCCCCAUCCUCUGGACAUUGACCUCUCUCCCGAGACUGAAAACUUUGAAAAGAUUCAGCAGGUGCUAACUCAGAGAAAACAGAACAUGCCAGGUCCAUACGUCUACACGCAGCCCGGUGCUGUUAACCAGUAUCCCGGCCCUAUGGCUCACAUGGGCUAUGGUAACUACGCUAUGCCUUAUCCCGGCCAGACUGGCUCGCCAGCUUUUGGCCCGCCGUACGGCGCGCCUCCCUUCCACCCCGCUGGCCCCGCCGCCAUGUCUCGAACCCCGUCUACCUCAGAGAAGCCUAACCUCGGCGUUGGCCCUGGCAACCAGCCCGUUGUAGUUUCGUCCCCACAGAUCUCCCACGCGCAAGGAAAGCCGCCCGUCGUGUCUGGUUCGGGGAACCUGGCGCGCCAGAGCAAGAGGAGCGCGGCCCUCGUCAUCAAGAGGCCCGACGGCGAGGUUGUUGACGUUGCCAAUAUCAAAUCGUCUUCUCCCGCGCCUACCAGCAGGACGCCUCCCGUAGUAUCCUCUACCGCCACGCCCCCGACCAAGCCUUCCACACCCGCACAUGCCCGCACCGAGUCUGCGGCGCCUCCCAAGACCAAGGAGGAGGUGCAGGAGGAGCUUCGCACUAAGAUCGCCGAGGCGACGGCGCAAGCGUCUAGGACUUCGGAUGCUAAGGCCGAAGAGGCUGCCGCCAAGGCCGAGGCCGAGGCAAAAGCAAAGGCCGAAGCCGAAGCCAAGGCGAAGAAGGAAGCCGAGGAGAAGGCUAAGGCUGAAGCUGAGAAGAAGGCCAAGGAAGAGGCAGAAAAGAAGGCCAAGGAGGAAGCUGAAGCCAAGGCUAAGAAGGAGGCCGAAGAGAAGGCCAAGGCGGAAGCCGAGGCUGAGGCCGAGAAGAAGAAGAAGGAGGCUGAGGCCGCCGCCGAGACUGAAGAGGAUGAGAUGGAGCGAAUCAUCCGCGAGAUGGAGGAAGCCGACCGGUUACGCGAGGCCGAGGAGGAGGAGCACCGCAAGAAGGCCGAGGCUGCCAAGGCGGAAGCUAAGAAGAAGGCUGAUGCGGAUCGCGCAUCCCAGGCUGCCGAGAACGACCGAAAGCUUCGUGAGGCCGAGCGUGAGAUGGAACGACUCGAGGAAGAAAAGGAGAGGCGAGCUAAGCAGGGCGCCGGCUCCGGCAAGAGUGUUGCCGAGCUUCUUUCCCAAGCGCGCAGCGGCAACCUACCUGCCGAGGAAUCGCCUAAGCUUGACGCCGUUACCGACAAGCUUGCGAGCAUGAGCCUGGGUGCGGCAUCCAGCGACUCGAAGCCCCCCACGCCUACAUCCGCCACCGGAAAGGGCCCCGACAAGCAGCAGCGAAAGCCUGCGGCGCUCAACCUUUCUCUCAACACCAAGCCCGUCGAGGCUCCCCAACCCAGCGCUGCUCUCCAGUCUCUCAAGACGUCUCGAUUCCUCACCAUCAAGGAAGCGCACGACCCCAGCAUCUACGCCGGAAGCAGCAUUGCCUCCCCCAACCCGGCCGUCAACGCUGCAGUGGGCAAGCGUGGCCAGGCUUUCAAGUACGAUGCGGCUUUCUUGCUGCAGUUCCAGAACGUCUUCACCGAGCAGCCAUCGCUCGAGUUCCAGUCUCAAGUUAAAUCUCUGAUCGGAGAUUCGGAUGGUGCCAAGUCCACCACCUCUCGUGCCCCUGCCGGCUCGCGAUCGAGCACUCGUGGAGGUGCUGGCGGAGGCGGCGGUGGUGGUUUCCCCACCCCUGUUCCUAUCGGCUCGUUCCGCACAUCGGGUCCCGGAGGACCUGGAAUCCCGUCUCAGGGUCGAGCUUCGAUGCCUGGAAUGCCCGGCGGAUUCCGUGGCUCGUUCCCUGGAAGUCUCAUGGCCGGUGGCAGACAACCAUCCAACCCCAGCAUGGGCCCCAACUCGCCUAGGCAAGGUAGCACGCGCAGGCAAGGCAGCCACCGCCAGCAAGGCUUCAGCCAGAAGGAAGCUCAGAAUGCCAAGACCAUGCCUCUCACUCAGGGCCAAGAGUUGAAGCCCAUCACGGUUUCUGCCUCGGGCUGGAAGCCCACAAGCAUUGGCAAGGGCGCCCAAGCCAGUGCCACAGGCCACCUCGAGCCCGAGCUGGUGCAGCGUAAGGUCAAGGCGGCGCUCAACAAGAUGACGCCCGAAAACUUUGACAGGAUCUCGGACCAGAUCCUCACAAUUGCCAACCAAUCAAAGAACGAGAACGACGGCCGCACGUUGCGCCAAGUCAUUCAGCUCACAUUCGAGAAGGCCACCGAUGAACCCCACUUCUCGACGACGUAUGCCAAGUUCUGCAAGCGCAUGCUUGAUCAGAUGUCCCCCGAGAUCAAGGAUGAUACCAUCAAGGACAAGCAUGGAAAUGUCGUUAGCGGCGGCAACCUCUUCCGCAAGUACCUCCUCAACCGAUGCCAAGAAGAGUACGAGAAGGGCUGGAGCGUGCCUGAGAAGGCUGGCGAGAGCAAGGUGCACGGUGCCGAGCUGUUGUCCGACGAGUACUACGAGGCCGCCGCCGUCAAGCGUCGCGGUCUCGGUCUGGUCCGCUUCAUUGGUGAGCUUUUCAAGCUUGGUAUGCUCACGGAACGUAUCAUCCACGGAUGUGUUCACGGCCUCGUCGACUACAAGGACGAGCCCAAGGAGGCCGAGAUCGAAUCUCUGUGCUUCCUCCUCAGGACCGUCGGCGCUCAGCUCGAUGCCUCCGAAAAGGGCAAACCUAUGAUGGAUGCCUACUUCAAGCGUAUCCAGGGCAUGAUCGACCUCCCCGAUCUCGAGAACCGUCUCAAGUUCAUGCUCAUGGACGUCCGUGACCUCCGCGAGGAGGGCUGGAAGUCCGCCGAGGCCAACAAGGGCCCCAAGACCCUCGAAGAAGUCCGCGCCGAUGCCGAGAAGCUCGCCGCAGCUAAGGCGGCCGAGGCGGCGAGGUCCCAGCGUGGUGGUGGUGGCCCCAGGCCUCCCAUGGGCCGUGGAGAUGCUAGGUCCUUCUCCUCGGGUUACGGCCAGACGACGAACGUCGUGGGCAUGGACGACCUCAAGCGCCUCAAGUCCAACAGCAGGCUCCCUAGCAGCGGAGUUACUCUUGGCCCCCACUCAAUGCUCUCGUCCCGAUCCAACAGCGGUCGCCGUCCUGGUGGCCCUGGUGGUGUGCUCGGACGAUCGGGAGACAACUCUGGCAUGUCCUCCCGGACUGGCACUCCUCCCACAAGGGAGUCUUCAAACACCUUUGGUCUUCUAGCGACGAUGGACUCGGAAAACCCCGUCUCUCCUCCUUCAACGUCAGCUUCCCCGGCCUUGUCCAAGGUCGUCCCUGACAAGAAGCCUUGA
Messenger RNA from Scedosporium apiospermum, 4746 nucleotides. RefSeq names its product putative Eukaryotic translation initiation factor subunit eIF-4F. Gene Ontology annotation, cellular component: eukaryotic translation initiation factor 4F complex. The transcript is spliced from 3 exons. Gene Ontology annotation, molecular function: mRNA binding; translation initiation factor activity; protein binding. The coding region runs from base 1 to 4746 and encodes 1581 amino acids. NCBI's taxonomy places the organism in Eukaryota, Fungi, Ascomycota, Sordariomycetes, Microascales, Microascaceae. The record is from RefSeq and is a predicted model, not a curated record.